CUGUUAUUUUCUACACGACACUAUUUUGGUGUUACACUGAUAGGUUAUUCUUUUCCUUCACGUGAAUUACACUGUAGAAAAGAUAAGACCAGUAAGCAGCAGGUUGAUGAGUGAAUAUGUAUUUCUAUGAGGACUCGUUUAUAAAUGGAAGAAGUUGCGAGAGAUUAUAGUGAACCUUGUACUCAAUGCUCCGAAAUUUGUUGGGGUAUCACUAGUGAAGGCAAAUAUUACUGCCAGUCCUGCCACAAUGUCAUAGAGAAAACACAGGAAAUUUCAAGCUCAGACAUUUAUAUUCUAAACGCAAAAGUGUCUUCUGUUGCUAUGGGGCGAAAGAAGAAGAAAACUCUUGAUAAAGGUCUUAACUGGUAUGUCUGUGAAGGUUUUCAGUAUGUAUUAAAACAACAGGUGGAAGCUCUUGUAACCCUGGGGGCAUGUCCCCAAAUAAAAGAUGAAAUACUAUGCAAUCUUUGGAGGCGGUAUCUGCAAAAGAGCCGUCAGGCAUACACUGCAAAACGACUUUGUCGACAAAAUAGAAGUGCUUCUGAAGACAUUUCUGAUGACAAUACAUACCUGUCUGAGAAUGACUGUCAGCCAUCAAGUUCAGGCUGGAGUGACAUGCCUUCUUGCUUCCAGAGUGAAGGUGAAUAUGAAACGGUUUAUUCUGAUACCAGUUUAUGCAGCAAUUGGAGCACUCAGACCACCAACCGAUCUGUGGUAUCAGAUGCGGAGUCUGUUUGCUCAGGAUCUGUGGAUGGUGUUUCAUAUUAUAAUGGAGACUACCAAUUACUAAUGACUAUGCCAAUGACCUUAUCUUUAUGCUAUAUGGCCCUGUUAUGGCUGAGAGAGUCAAUAACUGUGGUAGAUCUUCUUCGGUUUGUUACAGAAGGCCAUAUUCCAUAUAUCAACACUUUCCAGUACUUUCCAGAAGAAAUGAAGCUGUAUGGGCCAGAUGUAAAAAUAUUCCGAGUACAGUGUUUGCCAUCUUGUGAAGAAAUCCUGAAAAAGAUGCAUAAUCUUGCAGUUUUCUUAGAUUUGCCCCGAUUUCCUCCCAUAACUGAAAGAUGUUUUCUUCAUCCAGAUAUCCUUUGCAUUAGAUAUCUGAUGGAAGCCAAUUUACCAGAUGAAAUUCACACUUGGACAAGCAAGAUGUCACAACUGGCUGGACUUCAGGACAUGACAUUUUUGACAUAUGACCCUAUGGCUCGGGCAGCUAGGGUUAUCAACUAUGAUGUGCUGGCAGUAGCUUUAAUAGUCGUCGUGCUCAAAUUGUUUUUUGUUUUGGAUGACAAGUCUGAAUGGUGGUUAUCUAAUAUCGCAGAGGAAAAAAAUGCAACAGAUGAAGGUAGCAAUUGCUUUAUUUUUCGCAAGUGGUACAAGAUUAUGAAAAUUUGUCUUAGGGAAGCAGAGAGAAAAAUGGAGGAAGAUGUAGCCAGAGAGAUAUGGAAGAGUGAAAAGCCACUGUUUUACUCCCUCAGAGAGAAACCACUCGCACUUAAAAGACGGCGUAUGGUGGUGAGUCUGCAACAGCAGUUUGACAGACUUGUUGGUUCUCCUCAAAAGAAGAAAAUUCCAUCCAGUUUCCAGUUCACCUGGGAUGAAGAAAAUACAGACAAACCUUGUUUCCAUGGGCAAAGCUUAAAGCAUUAUUUAGUAAAAAAGAAUGGAUCAUUUACCCCUGUGAACAAUGAGUACUGGCUAUGCACCCUAAAGCCUUGUCACUUAAACCACUGCAAGCACUUGACGAAGUGUAACGAAUCUAAUUUUUCUGAUAGCUACUUGUUUGUUCUUCAGUUCUUUUCCUUUCUUUUGAGAGUUGAUGUCUCCACUUUGCAUGCAGAGGUCGAAUUUGUUGAAUACAACCUUGUUAAGAAGUACAAACCAAAGCGAAAAAGAAUCUCUAGGCUAAAAAUUGUGAGAGAUCUAAAUUCUGCAAAAAGACUGCAUACAAAAGACAGGAUGUGAAUGCGCAAAAACAUUGAUAUUGUGCUUAUAAUCAGACAUGAUCUGAUGCUCACUGAGAAGUGGGCAGGUCUGGUAUAGAUUUUGAAUAUGACUGUUAUUCUACAGUGUAUUUUAAGGUGUAAUGAUAACUGCAUCUUACAUGACUGUUGUACAACUUAUUUCAAGGUGUAAUAACAGCAUCGUUCCCAAUGUUGUUUCUUAAAAGUAUAUGAGAAAAAAACAUUUUGAAAUUGUGUAUUACAAUAAAACUAUUUUUGAAUUUUUUCUUUAA
Protopterus annectens (West African lungfish) is the source of this 2233-nucleotide messenger RNA. RefSeq names its product TATA-box binding protein associated factor, RNA polymerase I subunit B (gene TAF1B). The transcript is spliced from 15 exons. NCBI's taxonomy places the organism in Eukaryota, Metazoa, Chordata, Ceratodontiformes, Protopteridae. The record is from RefSeq and is a predicted model, not a curated record. Gene Ontology annotation, biological process: RNA polymerase I preinitiation complex assembly; nucleolar large rRNA transcription by RNA polymerase I. The coding region runs from base 145 to 1962 and encodes 605 amino acids. Gene Ontology annotation, cellular component: RNA polymerase transcription factor SL1 complex; RNA polymerase I core factor complex. Gene Ontology annotation, molecular function: RNA polymerase I core promoter sequence-specific DNA binding.